Tetrahymena thermophila SB210 is the source of this 636-nucleotide messenger RNA. RefSeq lists its product as hypothetical. Gene Ontology annotation, molecular function: protein binding. The transcript has 7 exons. The record is from RefSeq and is a predicted model, not a curated record. Lineage: Eukaryota; Ciliophora; Oligohymenophorea; Hymenostomatida; Tetrahymenidae.
AUGUAUAAAUAAAUAAUUAAUUAAUUGAAUUUUGUAAUUGAAAAUAAUUAAAUAAAAAUGGGAAAUACAAUAUACGGAAUUGAAAAUCAAAAAAUAUUUAAAAGCUUAAAAAAUUUUCAAAGCUCAUCGAGCUAGUCUCAUACAAACAUUUACUUAAAGUUUAAACUAAAAAAAGAAGAGAAACUCAACUUGUUUAAGUUUAAAUUUGAAACUGAUAUGUAAGUUUUGUGUUCAACUUUAGAAAAAUGCAUUAAUCUUAAAAUACUGAUUCUUGAAUUCGAUUGGAGCAAAAUAGACAGUUAAAAUGCAGAAAAGUUGGGCUUAGCUUUAACAAAUUGCAUAAAUAUUUGUAUCCUGUCUAUUGAUCUUAAUGGGAAUUAGAUUGGUGAUGUAGGUGCCUCUAAUUUAUGCAAGGGAUUGACAAAAUUAACUCAUCUCUCACAGUUAACUCUGAAGCUUAAUGGAAAUAAUAUAAGAAAUGAAGGGGCGAUAAAAUUAGCUAAAGAUAUUUAAGCAUGCUAAAGACUUUUAAUAGUACAACUCUUUUUAUAUCGAAACUAUAUCUCAGUUUAUUAACUAAAUAAUAUAUUGGGUAAGAGCAAGAGAUUAGUCAAAAAGUAUGUAAUAACUUAUUGA